ACAGUUUUACAGUACCGCGCCUGCGCAUAACAAUUUUCGAUUUUUGUACCAGUUGGCGGUGUUUUGGUUCGAUAUGCUCUCCGUUCGCUAUAUUUUGGCCCGCUCGGGCAACAAACUUCUUGCUGAAAGAUGCACAUCGAAGUUAAUAUUCGUACCUAAAUCUUGGAAGUCUUCAAAUGACGAAGGGUUGCCCAUUUCGAAACCUUUUGUUGUUGAAGGGUUCCAAGGACAAGAGCAUGGAGAGAUGGAAUUUCUUAGCUCAAAAACAAGAGAACUAAGUGGACAAUCAGUUGAUCAUCAGGCUCAGCAAGGAAUUCAAGAGCAAAAAAACAACGAAUCAGAUGACAGUAGUUAUACUUCGGCUUAUCGAUCGCAAUCAAAUGUUAACUUGUAUUCAACUAUGCAAAGUAACGUACCGGAACCAUUUUGUAGUUCUCAAAAAGGCAAUCCGACACAUCUAAAUAUGCCAGGUGGAGGAUCUCAUCAACGAGAGAAAUUCAUGUACAAUAAGAUUCAGAGUACACAUCCAUCUAAGAAUUUUUCAACUUCGGCUUCACCACCAUCAUCCCCUUCGCCACCGGAACAAAAGGAAGCACUAUCCUCCGGCCAAAAAUUGAAGAUGGCUGUACGAGAUUAUGGUUCAACAGUGGUAGUAUUCCAUAUUGGCAUCGCAUUAGUUUCAUUGGGGGGUUUUUACAGUUUAGUUUCUUUAGGUGUUCCAGUCGAAAGCGCUCUCCAAGCACUAGGCUUUAAGGAAAAGCUACUGGAGUCUGGGGUACUAGCCGGAGCUAGUACAUUCGUUGUCGCUUAUUCUAUUCAUAAGCUGUUUGCGCCUGUAAGAAUUGGUAUCACACUUACUUGUGCACCCUUUAUUGUAAAAUCAUUACGAGCAAGAAAUAUUUUGAAACCACCUGUAAAGAAAUCUUAA
Dimorphilus gyrociliatus is the source of this 928-nucleotide messenger RNA. The record is from the annotation of a GenBank genome assembly. Lineage: Eukaryota; Metazoa; Annelida; Polychaeta; Dinophilidae.